AUGUUUCGUGAGUUAAGUCAUCUAUUGUGAAGUACUUUUAAGGUGAAACAGACUAAGGUGAAUGUCAUGUAACCAGAAACCGGGAAGUGUCACCAUCAGCUGUAUGGUUUUUCUCUCUUCCAAGAGUUUAAUAUAAGUAAUAAAUAUCGUAAUUGUUGGAAAGAUUACAGUCUAUGCGGAGGCCCGACGUAGGAUAGGAAAUCAGUCAGCAAUAAAAAUUGUAGCCAGGAAGUACCGAAAAAGAUAGGGGAGACUGGUAUGGCCAACUAACAUGACAUCAUGUCCGUGACUCAAUUGUAGAACGUUGGACUUGACGCCCAAUGACCAAAGAAACCGAAUUCAGAUCCCAGGUCCCCUAAAUCUGGGGAAGGGUACGUUUGGCUGACGCGGCUACAGAAAAUGUAUGGUUACUCAAGCGCCGAUCUUCCUGUGCAAGUAAGAAAGAGGUGGACAGCGUGAUUUUUCCCGCAUUAAGGGGAAUGCUUGAGUUCCAGGUGUACUUAUAAGUAAAGAAGUAUAAAGAUAGUCGAGCACUGGGACAGUUUGUCCGUUCUUCUGAGCCUUCGGACUCCUGCGGGAGUUCAUUGUCGGAGGUGACAGCAGCAACAGAACCAGCGACAGUCCUGGGGUGUACUUGUCCAAUCAGCGAUAAGUGACACAGGUCUGGAGGUGGCCGCGCAGGGCUCCGUAUGCCGGCGCAAGAUCGAAUUAUUGACUGGCUGGGUUCCCAUUCGCGGCUCAGACUUUAGUAAAUGUUGGACUCGAUUCGCUUCCGGCGUGGGCGAUUAUUUUGGCAACUGCGACGUUAAACUCAUGACCCCUUUCGAAGAUGGGGGCAGCCACUCGCGAUAAUUUGUCGCUCCUUCGUACAGCCUGCUUAUGUUCGUGUCUGUGUGACCGCAGGACGCGUUCAAGGAUCAUGCUAAAGCUUGCAUUACUUUCAAAAAAAGAACUGUCGGGCCGUACAACCUCGUCGUCUUACUGUUUGGGGUGGGGCAGUUGGUCUCAGAUGUGGAUAAUGUUUAAAUUGUGAAGCGUUUUGAGGCUAGGGUCGUUAUUUCAGUCAUUGUAAACACGUAGGCAAAAGUACUGAGACAGGCCAAAGGAGGAUGAAGAGCAUAGAUCGUUUCCUGUCUGCAGAGAUCAUUGAAAAAAGCUAAAUAUACUUCAUGGCUUUGGAGAUAAACGUUAAGCAGUUAGUGACAAAGCUACGUUUUUCGUCUUCUGCUAACUAUAAAGAAGCGUAAAAUUGAAGGAAUCCUUACCUUUAAUUUUAACAGGAAAAAGGCAUCCAAAGGAACUGAAAGUUCAGAUUUAAUGAGAGGGAAAUGCGAAUUGAGAGGACUUAAGGGAAACGCCUACUUUUGAUUUCGAACUAGCAUUUCAUCCCAAUUUCAUGUUGAAGGAUCUUCGAAAAAACUUUUAUGAACGAUUAAUUAAGUCAUCCGACUUUCUAAGCUCAUUGAAUUAGGCACACUAUGUUGCAGAAUUUCUUCAACCUAGGUGAAUCAAUGGGCCAAGGCUCAAAACAUCUAUUAGAUCAUGCAGAAAUUUUAUGCGUUCCGAAAAAAGCCUCACUCACGCCAACUGACAUUGUCUGUCAGUCUGGUCCUGAGGGGGAUAUUUUUUAAAAUCUCUUUCUCGGGAUGAUAAACGGUGAUCCCAACCGAUCUCCCGAAAGCAUUUCGGAAACUCUGAACCUCCUAAGUUUGAGUCUGAAUGGUGUGAACCAAAGCACACGCACACACCCACAAUCACAAGAGCACACAGUGUAGCGGCAACUGUGGACCAAAGAGGCCAAGAAAUCUGAAAAAUCGUCCCGAAAGAUGUAGGAAAGUCUCAUUUUCGUACUCUCAUUACUCGAGGCAAAAGAGUAUAAAUAUGCCAUCAACCUUUAUGCGAUCUAGGGAACUGAGAGUCUGAAGAUGGACGAAGAAUGACAUCUCUCUGAUUUUAUAGACGAGCUGGUACUCUGCUCGACAAGGAAUGCAUCACUUCAACACAUGAAAGUGAAAACAACCCCAACAUUUGGAGUAAAAACGAGAAAGAAUUUAGACAGUAGCGGAUGGAUGACGUUGCCUGCCGGUCGACUAAUUAGACACGCUUGAAACCAGUUUGUUUUCAGAAAACGAACGAAUUCAUCCGAGUAAUCAAGCGAAUGCUUUACCGCGAUUACUACCAUGAGAAUUAAGCCCACUGGGACGAUGCAGGCGAAAAAUCCCAGAUUCGAAUCUUGUUGUUGUUUUCAUCGUGGUAUAAAUUAUUUUUUCCUCAAUGGAUGUUCGUCUAAUUCGUCGUGCCGCGAGGAAAAAACGAGUGUUCACGGGGUUGCAUUAAUUGGUGUAAUUAGAAUAGCGACGUGUGUGUGGGUGGUAGGCCUGUCUACAACUCAAACCGACAAUUCAACGGAAGCCGACAUCCCCAAAGGGAAUAUCAAAACCACUGGUCCGUAGUAGAUUGCAUAAUGGAGGGAGUUUUUUUUCUACCUAACACAGUCUCGCCUGAAUGAAAAGACCUCCGCGAAGCAAGCGUUCUUUAGAAAAGUUCUAUGGUCAUUUACUUAGUUCGCCGUUUGCAAUACCCAGAGACACGUGUAAUUGAAAAAAGGCAUUGACGCAGAAGUACUGCGAGGCAUUCCUUACUACUUUCAGUUGAGACUUCAUAUUUCGAUGUCCGAAUUUUGGACGUUUAUGUUUGAUAGGUCCACAGGUUGCUAUUUUUUAAGUUACCUCAGUUGAGCUUCCCAGCACAGUCUUUCGAAGAUUACAAUGAUGAAGUAUUUAUAUACGUUUCCGAAUAACUUACUUCAGCAUCUCCCGUCAGUGGCCAAUAGAAAGCCUUCAUCACCACUAAGACGGUAUAACUCUCUGAAAUUUGAAGAAACUGAAUUCGUCCUUUAAACUGACUACAGCAGCAAGAAAUUAGGGGAUCUCGCAUCUACUGGCAAGUACGGCACGUCAUUACGGACAUUGUUCAUCAGUUGUUAUUCUUUUUGCUGUUUUGCAAUCGCUGCGUUUCCUCAAACAAAUUAAGCUUGCAUUUGUUGGCAAAAUCAUGCGUUUUUGCCUAACUUAGUGGUAACAGAAUAAACUAAUUUGCUUUAGUUUGGGCAGGCGAUUUGUGUAUUUUUAAAAGCAAACCGUCCUGUGGAUUCCUUUGGUCUUUGAACAGCCUUGUGUCAAUGCUAUCCAUAAGCAUAUAGUAACCUAUUUGCUGAGAUUGCAGAAUUUAUAGGGUGCUUUUUAAUUCUAGCGUGCCCCAUAAAUGCACAAUUAAAUUGGGAUUUUUUAAAAAUCUGCCCAACGCAGUAGGUCAUUUUCAUUAAAACUCUUCAUCGCCGCAGUGCUUCGGGAAAAAUAAUAGUAAAUAUUUUUAAGGGAUUAUUUUUUAUUUGCCGUAUCACGGUGGUAUUCUUACUUUUUUGCCUCCAAUCGAAAUUUACAUCUUGCUGCUUUUGUGAAAUGAUUCAGUUAAAUUUUCGGAAUACAACAUUUAAUUCUCUACAUCAUCCGGACAAAAGGACUUCGAACCUCAUGGACAUACAGCCAGCUGGCUUCUUUAGUCUUUCGAGCAUAUUUAUUAUUGAAAUCCUGGGGUAUAAUACACAGAAAGGGAUUAUAAUCAGAAGAGACGAUCUAAUAAUCGUAAGAUCAGUGGGCAGGUCUUAGUUCAGUUUCUAAUGAUUUAUUACUGCGGCUACAUAACACAGAGUGGGCAACCUAGACGCGUUACUGUGUCCACAAGACCAGCAGUAUAGCGUCUUGUGGCCUUGGCAUUGCAUAAGUCUCAAAUGAAACUGGGGUAAAAUAACCCAUUUUCUGCUCACAAUUCUACCUGGUAAGUUGGUUCUUCCACUAGCUAAAUUCCUCUGCUGACAAAUAAGUCAAUUAAAAGCAGAUUAACAGUUCAUAAAGUUGUUCAUUUUCACCACGUUUAAGGGAAAAUAUAGUAUAAAAAUACAUUUUCAUUAAGGGACUGAACACUUCACCAAGCGACAUUCUCAGGCGAUUAAUCAUCGGACUGUCAAGCGAGGUAACUGGGGAACAAAACUCAAAAAACUCAAGGUAUUCCAGCAAUUUCCUCUCUUCAUCACUAUAGCAGUAGACUAUGACUGAUUAAAUUACCCAUCUAAACAUAAAAACUUGGGCAAACUAGGCGUGGAAAACCGUUUAGCGUCUCCAAAAACAUUCAGCCUGAAUGCACACAAUUUAUUUUAAAUAUCAUUUUGUCGGUAGGAAAUAUAUACUCUUUUUAAAAAGGCAUGCAUACCACUACCUUCUAUUUCUUAUAGCACUGUAUCUUUUUCAAACAAACGAUUUUUUCGGCCUCUGGUGUUACCGCUUGUAGACGCUACCAUGGAAUGGUGGGACAGGGGAUAGCGAUAAUCAAACAGAGAAAAUGCAGGCGAAGAGCUUGAUUAAUUUUUGGUCAAGACAGGUGAUGAAGUUUUAAGUCAAUGCUACUAACUUUGCAUUUAUAACGAAGGGUCAGGUUGCAUAAGUUAGAAAUCCACAUACCUACUUAGAAAAAAUGCAGGAUUGUAGUAGACAACUUUGUUUGAUAAACCAAAUUUUUAACUUUUACAAAACACAUUCCGCUUUGUGUUUAGUGAAAACUGGAGCAGUAAAGAAAACUUCGAACAGCGAGGUGAGAAAUGAGAUAUAUGUGACCUUUAUUUCAUUCGAUGAAAAUUCAUACUUUUAUUUACUCACAUUGAACCAAAUGCUUCAGCCGUCGCAGUGAUUUCCUAUACAGACAGAAUCACGAAGCAUUUUCAAGCAAAGGCUGAACUAACAACUUGGACUAUGCUUUCGUAAUGCUAAUCUAGUUUCAUUUAAUUACAGACGACAAGGAUGGGGGAAAGAAAUUAAGCCGAGAGCGACAGUGUUUUAGUAACCCCAGCUGGGCCACUGUGUGUUCGACACAUGUGACCGAGGUAUUCGCUCACGAACGCCGUAACUCGGCUAAUUCAGCCUAGCUUAUAAUUAUUAAUCAAUCGAUCUCACCUCUCGUCGUCUGGACUUAGUACUGCCGUCGCACAGAGGAGUGUGGAGGAGGAGAGAGUGCUGAAAAUACUGCGCAAGUUUGCAAUCACAAUAAAUCAAUUCACGCGUAAGUUAUCGUUUCUGCGCCCGCCAUGCUACGAGCAUACGGUGGACGGCAUUGUUCGCGAUGGUUAGAUCACUCUAAUUAAAACAAAAUUGAUGGCUAGGCAGGUGAAUUCGAAUUGUGUUUGCAUUAAACGUGCAUCACAAGUAUUACGAUUAUGAGAGAGGAAUUUUACAAACAAAUGGAAAUUAUCGUCGUUGGAUGUCAGGAUUCCUGUCAUGAAAAAAGCAACCACUUAUAUUUGUGAGUCGGCCUAGGACGAGGGUUCUAACCUAAAUAAUGAUUUUUUGAUGUCUUUGUGACUUACGCUUUUCUUCAAUUGACGACGUAAGUAAAAAUAAUCGGGGUUAAUGAAAGAGGCAGAUAUCACCAACAUUCAUUACAGUACACGGUCAAACACGCGAAAUUUUCGGAAAGUUGCUUGUUGCCUUGGGUAACUGACAGAUUAUCUUUCAAUACUCCUAGUAAAACGUAUAAUUAAAUGUAGACGACCUAAAGCUGAAAGAAACACAACACAGUAUUGUAGGCUAUGCUAGCUUUCUAAAAGAGAGUAUUUUUAGCAGUGCCCUGAAUUUCUGAAACUGGCACAAUUCAAAAUAUAUAUCCGGUACAGUGAAAGAUAAGGAGUGAUGUGAAAAUGCGAACAAAUAAAAUAAACUGUGGUAGCUAAAACACUCAAAACCGGGUAUUGCUAUUUUGAGUUAAAUUUAAUCUAUUUUUAGGCAAUAGAUAUAAGUAGCAAAUAGGAGAGUGACAUUAUAAUGUUCUCUCUAUUAGGGGAAACCGUUCCAGGAAUUAAAAGCACCUAUACAGUAAUCUUGGAAACCGUCGAGGCUGAAGGUGCUCUUUAACUGUCACUGAGCAUAUCUCACUUUCCGUAUUUUUAGCUGAUUCAUGGUCUUGAAGCUAACACGGUAAAUUGUACCUUAAUGGUGCUUACAGACUUAUCCACAUCUAAAGUUUUCGUCCUAUUUUAACCCGGAGCUGCAAAUGUAUUCGCAUCAUUGAAAAAGCAAACUUCCACGAUGAGGAUGUACGAGUGAUGAAAAGCCGUUUACGCGAUAGCACCCGACUUAAAAUAAUUUUUUGCAGACUUUCAUAGAUGAAGGGCUGCGUCAUUCGUUUUCUUUUACAGUAACGUCCAGAAGGGGUAUAAAUAGGUUUUACGUGCACAUACUUUCCAUACUGAUUAUUAAACGUUUUUGUACCCCAUGGACGUCUUUUUUAUCUAGUUCGGGACUCUCGUCAAUAGUUUACUGAAUUUUACACUAUAUUUUAUUGUAAUAAAUGCAUCACUGAGAGAACCUUGGCAUGUAAAAAUGGUUCGCAAGAUAUGCGAUCAGGUGUAAUAGAACAAACUACUCAUAGCCCGUUGGACAUACGUUGCUACUGUUGUGCGGACAUAGCGUACAACGUAAAGCAAUUUUUAGAAUAAUCAUUUGUAAUUAAGAACCUUCGGUUUGGUAAAAUGAAAACUGGGCCAGGAAAAUUAUUCUGUUUUGGAACACGAAGUUGCACGAAUUUGCAAAGCCGUAACUUUGCAAAAAACACAUAUCCUUUAACAUUGUGCAUCGUACUAAUUACAAAGAGAGCAGAGUCAAUUUGGGAGUCCACAAACGACGUCCUCUCUUAGGUCGUUUGAUCAGACCUGCAUCUGUUCCUAGGAAAACCUGUGUAAUUAUGUAUGGACGGUUCACAAUAUUCGGUAGCUUGCAAAAUCGCUUUGCUCGAACUAUCGCGUUUGUAGUAAACAUAACUUAGAAACACAUUUUUUUGGAGAGAAGGUCAUUUCUAUGCAUCGUGCAUGGCCAACCAAUAAGGCUCACGGCAGUGAACUCAUCCAAAAUGACCAGAUACGUUUAUCAACACUGUCCAUCAGUUUUGCGCCGAAAUUGCGUCCGUCUAAGUAAUUCCGUCAGGCAUUGUAGGAAGUAUCCUUCAGUCAGCCAGUGUAUUUGAUGGAAAUAGGCUUACGCCUGUGAACUCCCGGUUUGUACAUAAAAAUCGUUUAAAUGACAAAAAUGUGAAGAAAUUACGGCAUUGAUUCACACAGGUCACUGGUCUCAUGGCUACAAAGUCACAAAGUCCGUUUGUUGCUGCAGCGUAUGUCUGUCAAGCCGACAUUUAAAGGUCUCCAUAGAUGGGGACAUGACAGUCGUCUCGGGCAGGUUAUUCCACGGUUCCACGACACGGCUGGAGAAGAAAUACUUUCUCACAUUAAGUCUGCCUUGGGGCACACGUAGUUUGAAGGGAUGUCCCCGGAUGCUAGUUGUAGUGGCGAGUUGGAAAAAUUCGUCGCACCGAAGGGCGCAGUUCAAGCCACGCACGAUACGGAAAUUUUGUAUCAAGUCUCCGCGCGACUGCCUAUAACUCAGAGGAUAGAGAUUAAGUUUAGUUAGGCGGAUCACGUAUGGCAGUGCACCUUGACCCCGUAUUAAUUUUGUUGCUCACCUCUGCACAUUUUCGAGUAGACUGUAAUCCUGCCGCGUCCACGGACUCCAGGCCUGAAUUGCAUAUUCGAGAUGCGGUCUUACAAACGUGCCGAAGACUUGAGAGAACCAGUCUUCAUCGAAAAUUGCGAAUGACCGCUUGAUGGCGUACAGCAUUGAAGUUGCUGCCUUAGCCGCCUUAAAACAUUGUGUAGAGGGCUUUAGGCUGUCUGCAACCCAGACUCCGAGAUCUUUUUGCGUUUUCGCUUACCGGAGUGGCAUUCCGUUCAGAUGGCACUGCCGCGUACUAUGGGUCUGAUUUCCGAGGCGCAGUAUGGUGCAUUUGUUCAAAUUGAAGGACAAGAUUCAUCUGCGGGACCACUCAUCCAAUCGACAAGGAUUUUCCUGGAAGUUGGUCUCGUCGGCAGCAUUCUGGAUGGCUUUCCGGAUUUGUAUAUCAUCUGCAAACAUGGCACUAUCACUGUCCAACCCAUCUACACAAUCAUUGAUGAACAAGAGAAAGAGGGUUGGUCUGAGAAGUGAGCCUUGUGGGAAACCACUCUCUAUGAAUGUGAGCCUUGAUUCCUGUUGUUCUAUGCGGACAAUUUGGGAACGGCCGAUGGACAAAUUCUCGAUCAAUUUGAGAAUUUUGCCGCCGAUGCCCAUGACCCUCAACUUGUACAACAAGUAUUUAGGUGAGAAAAUAUGUGUUCUUGAUGAAACAUCCGCAGACACUUGUUAGUUAUGUUUCGUAGCCUUGCAUAUUAGGGCAAGACUCUGCAUGGCUGAGACACAUGCAAAUGGGUCAAAACAACAACCACUGUGAGGCAUUACGUUGGCAAUAGGACUUUUGGCAACGUUUGACACGGUACCGUCCCAGGGGGUCGGUUUUCACAGAUUCUCCGGGAACGCCCUAUAAUUGUCCACGGAGGCCUACUCUUAGAUAAUGAGGUCAAUUACACAAACCAGUUUUGCCUGAAUGCCAAGUUUAUACCUCAGAGGAGUCGGUGUACAUAGGGGAGCACAAAAGAUAACGCAUCCAACACCCAUCUCAUGAUAAAAAAAUUUCUCAUUCCUGUCGCCCACGCGUUGAUGACUCCAUUACAUGCAUUUUUCUGAAGAUCAGUUUGUGCAUAGAUGAUUUCCCAUCCAAUAUAAAAAUCUUUUCUUCUGAUCUGCACAUAAAGAUUAGAACCAGGCCUUGUUCCGGGGGGUUUGUCCCACGUUUGAUUUCCCUAGAGAUUAAAAGUAACAGCAAGCACACGGUAAGCGUCUUCGGGGGAUACGCUAUUGGGUCGAACCCCUCGCACUCGCAUCAUGCAUCGACACCAAAACGUCAAAACACGCGUGUUCGGGCUUUUAGCUAUCAUCUGUACUGUUAAUAUGGUGAACCACUAAGUAUUUGCACUUCGCUGACUGCCCCUCGACAACUUGUGAAUGCCCAUAGCAUUUGUCGAACCGAGCGCGAAAAGCCUUGAUACGAAGGAUUCAUCCCAUGUUCGCGCAUCAUUUACCUCAGAAACAAAAAGACAAUUUCAAAAUUUGCUUCUUUUAUGAAUGUGAGGCACAAAGAAUUUAUUUUCUUCACCUGGAUCAGCGCGUGGGCUUGUUUGAUCCGUGCUUCUUCGCGCUUCUACCUUCAUUCUAAAUUAUUCAGAGGGGUUUAAUCGAGUUCCGGUCUAAACAACUGCCCUGAGGCCAUUUUUAAAAAAACGCUCCGGCAGUAUCCGUAGUAUAAAUGCAUUCAGGAGCUGCUUGUUUCAGAAUUAAAAUAAAACAACUAUUGUUUCAGAAAAAUCCGUUAAAGAAAAAUAUUACCAGCGCAAAUUUUAAAAGAGGACGAGAAUAAAAGUUUCUAAAAACUGAGGAAGAAAUAACUGUUUUUUUAGCGCAGUUGGACACACACGCUUCCACGUGAUGCGAACUCUUUUGUUCAUCCUUUAAGCGUUUUAGGCCCUUAACACUCCCCAAUCCUCUUACCUGCGUGUUAGAGAGGUUUUCGAGGCACUUGAUUGGUCCAUAAUCUCGUCUUUCAUGUUUGGCAUGGUGCUACUCCCACAUUGACUCCCAUUUUAUUGCCGACACUAAUGCUCAUUUUUCAUUUGCCCGGGAUCAAGCGAUAGGCGUUACUGGGAUACAGGCGUGGCGCCCAACAUUUGGAGAGGAUAAUGUAGUAAUGGUCUAUAAAUUCCGUGCUCGUGAACCAGGCCAUAAACGUCAGUCUGACUGCAUUUUCCGUUAACGCUCAGAUACGUGUGAUGUCGAUUUCAAAUUAAGCAAAGCGCAAAUGUAUGCCGUCUCCGGCUACUAGCAAGUUCAUCCGACGUAUUUUGCUUUAGGGGACUUGCCCUCAAUCUAGGAGGUGGCGUUCGGUGUUCCAGCACCCGACGGGGGCUCCUUAGAUCUACCGACAGAGCGCGGAUUUUUCCCUCCAGUGUAUUGGGCCUUAGAACUUGUGAUGGUGGCUUUUGUCGUGUCACUGGCAUGUCGCAUAGCAUGCCAGGUGACUAGAUCCUCCACCGCGCCCAGAUCACUCACCAUUUUGCGUUCAGUCCUAGCCCUAGAAAACAGUAGCUGACGAUACUUUCUGUGGACGGGGAAAAUAGGAAUUGGAAUUCCCCAUGGGAAUUCGGUGUUGGGAGGCUGUCCGUAUGUGGUUUCCAUCAACGAGAGCCCCGUGGGAACAAAUUAGGGUCUGACACGCACUACUGGACUGAGCACUUCCAACAACUGUUAGUCGUGGGUGAGGGUGUGUUGACACCCAUAGAGUCCGGCUCCCGCCCCGCCAGCCACCCGCCCCUGGCUCUGCCUCUGGUCCUCUAGACUCUGUUUUGACACCAGGCCCGGACGGAUGAGAAAUGGAGGACUACGACAGGUACGGCGCAAGGUCCCGUCCCUGAACCCACUCUGCUUUAAGGCACACAGUGAGGGCGGCUGAACCGUCGUAGGCGGUUUCCAUGUCACUUGCGCGAAAGACGACUGAAGACGAACCGUAUGGGGCAAAAAAUGUACAACCAGGGAGCGACGCCGGAGUAAAACUGAGGACGUUCUGUCAGAGUGCGGGUUCGAAGUCGGUCUUGUCUGUUUGGAUGGUAACUGGUACAAUAUAAUUUCUGCUCGCCAAAUCAAAGCUGAGGUUUGUCUUCAGUUGCAGACAGUGGCCUGGAGAAGUGGAUCAAUACUUCGGGCCAGAAAUCCUGGAAAAAAUGUUUUUUGCUUAGAACAAGUAAAUAAAGUCCUCGGACAACCAAUCAGACAUUUCGAUGGUCACCGAUUUUUUUUUACUUAUGUUGACUUUUUUAAAUGCUACGCAAAGUAGGAAUAUCGCUGAAAACGUAUAACAUGUGAGCUCUUUUUAUCGAACCUUGAUGUAAGUGAUAGACAGUCUUCGUAUUACUACCUAAAUUAUGACAUAUUUCUAGACAGCCCUUUCCAGUUUCCUCAGGCAAUACGAGUUUAAAAGUCCCGGCGUCAAAGUUUGUGGGAAUGAAAUCUAUUUUGUCCCCAAAAUUGCAAACAAAAUCAAAAGAUUUCGACGGCACCUUAUAUAUCGCGCAAAUGAAUAAAGCUAGGAAGAUUUUCGAAGAGUUGAGAAGCAUAGACUUUUGUUGCGCGUAAAAACGACUACAAAGAAGAUUGAUAGGAAUAGCAGAAAUAACCUCAUAUGGGAUGGAAAUCUUAGCAAACCUUUUUACGAUUGACUAUUUGAGGAGAAGAUUGCUCGCAGGAAGCGAUGCGGUUGCGGCAUUAUACAAAGUUUAGGGUAGUACUAUUGGGUAGAUUGCGUUCCCUAUAAAUUCAAGUGUUUUUUUAAAUGUGAGUCCUUGAGCAUACAGUUUCAAGCCUUCCUAAACACUAUGUAGUUUGCUUUAUCUUUCAAUAAGAAAAGCAUUCCUUCAUACAGUAAACCUGUUGCCUCAUGAAAUAUUGGCUGAAAUCCUGAAAUGUGUCUUCCAUUCCAAGUGACUACUUAAUUUAGGCCACAUGUCUAACUUCAGGCAACAUAAUCUUAAAAUGUUUGAGUCAUGUCAGGAUGCCGACUUUUGGAAGAGCUUCUUUUCGGCUGUUCUAUAAAUUAUUUCCUAAAAUAUUGCUACUUAAGUAGCAUGAAAUUUUCCUACGGACUUUUGAUGUCUUUAGAAAUUGAGACAUUUUAUGAAAAACCUGCGCAAAAAUAGUCCUUGUAUUAAUUAGGUAGAAAAUUACGUCUCCUUUAAAUUUAGCACUUAAAAAGGAUCUUUUGGCGUCAAGAACCUCAAUUCUCGAAUAAUUUUGAACCUGACCUGCCGGUACACUUGUAUUCAGGGUUUCUGAAUCCACAAGCUGUACAUCGCCCCAGCAAGCAAAAUCACACUUAUAAAUGCUCAUAAGAAGACGCAAAAUAGAGCUUUAAAAGUUUGCGGUGGAUGUGGUCCAUGAUUAUGCCGCACGAUAGUUUGUCUUUCAACACUACUUAGGUCAUCUUUUCGAACCGAAGUCACGUUGCAAAAUUUCAGGUCAUCGCACAUCUACAUGCCUUUAGUCGGAGCCUUGUUUUCCUAAGAAAGGCUGUCAGGACUAUGCAAGCAUAACGUACUUGCCUCUUCACUUAAUACUUAAGAUAGAAAUUGGUUCUAGAACAGAAUUUAAUGAAAGUUCGGUUAUACUGAUCAAAUUUCCUUCGAAUGGAAGGCGUCGACCGAUUGCCGAUGUACGCAAAAUGUGAUUUUUCGAGCAACAGUUAAUAAGAAGGAGAGGUAAUCGUUGGAAGUGAGGAUUUACUUUCUCUGAAUUUCAGUUUUUCAUUCGGAUUGAUCAUCAGAUGCGACUUCAAGUGCUGCCUCUAACUAUGGACUCACUACGGAAUCUGAAACGUCAAACGGAUAAAAUCCUUAUUUUGGCGAUUAAAUUCUGUUCUUCUCUGUCAAAUGAUAAAUAUUCCGCCGUAUUUCUACCGGGUCUUUAAUGCACAUUUGACUGCACAUUGAGACCGAAGUUAAAGCAGGUAAAACUUAGGUUUCCAAGAAAAAAAUGAAUUUGACAUAAUCUACGGAAUGAGAAAAAUGUUUUCUAUGACAUUUAAUAGUAAAAAAAUCACACAGCCGAAAAAACACACUAAAGCACGUUCUCUUUGGCUGGUUAAGUGUCAUAUGCAGUCAGUAACCGAUUUCACAAAAUGUUAGCCGAGAUUGUAAAAUGUGUUUCCGAUUAGGAAGGAUUGCUUAAAAUGUUUUGAAUAAAUAAUUAUUCUGUAACAUAAUCCUAAGAUCUCUUUAGUCAAUUCAGGUUCCCGGUUUUUGAAUGCACUUCUAUUCGGCAGCCUGCAAAAUCUGCACGCGGUAAAAAAAUGAUUACUUAUAUAGAGCAAAACUUGUCCUUUUAUUUUCGGCCCGUUUCUAAAUUCAAGUAUAUAUUACGCAAGAAGUGGUUAUACAUAACCACUCUCUUGUCCCAUGUUUAGCUAAAUGUUAUAUACUCCAGGAGAGGAUGCACUUAGGCUUUGAAAAUUGUUCAUUUCCCGAAUAAUUUUGAGGUCGAGCUACUUUUAGAUUAGUGUUCAGGGUUUACAGCCUGUGAGCUGGAUACUUUUCUUGCAAGGAAAGCGCAGUAAUUCCAUACCAUUUGGGAGGUAUCAUAUAGGACUCAUAGGGUUUUGCGGUGGAUGUGCACUGUGGUGUAUACGCCACAGGCAGCAAUAAUAAACGGACAUGUACGAUCUUAUUAGAGUGGACAUCCUGCAAUCUUAAGAUUUCUCAUAAUUGCGAACGUUUUAGAACAGAAUGAUGCACGUUCUUCGAGUAUAACAUUUAAAAAGCAUUUCAUGUUCCGCUAAACGAGUAAAAACAUACUUCUGAACAUGUCUUCUACGAAAUUUUCUGACUUUGUAUGGAUACCGAAAAUCAGUGGAAAACAUCAUGCUACUUAUAUAGCCAGUUCUUACUGAGUGCGCGUUUUGCAGGCGACCGAAUGAGGUGCAUUCAAAUGCCGGAGUCUUGCCGUGACUAAAGCAUCUUGGGGUUAUGCUGCAUGAUGAUCAAUCUUAUGGCCCCACAAAAAUAAUCCUCCCUAAUUACAAAUGCAUUUCAGAAUUUCGGUGAGUAUUUCAUGACCGUAUUUAUGAAACAAAAUGGUUUCCAGGAAAAACCAUGUGAGUUUCGGAAUUCCCAUGCUGCAGUCAUUCCUUGCGUUGUUCCUAACAGAUUUGCAUGGAACCCCGUCUUGCCUUAGUCAGCAGGAAUUCACUGCAGUAUUUCCUGGCCACUACACGAAAUUUAAAUUCGAAGAAACAAUGAAAAACUUAACUUGGAAGAUUUGCUCCAGUCCAGCAUAUGAGCACGUUUUAACUCUGUGAUUCUCGCAUUCGUAUUAUCAGCUGGGAACAAUACGGAUGAUAUAUCGUGACCGAAACUCAACUAAAAGUUCUUUUCCACGCACAUUAUUUUUUUGUGGUUACUGUAUGAAAAAAGCAUGCAUCCUUAGGUGAUAACCGGUUCCUACUUAUAUUUAGACACUUUCCUAUAUCGUUUAUUGCCUACAUGCACAAAUUUUUGCACAAGAAAUUGAGUUAAAUAUUAAACGUUUGUCCAAAUGGCCAUCAUGAACUUGAAACUUGAUUAUUUAUCAUCUUAAAUCAGACAAGGCAAGGCGUGAACGCUCAUAUUAUUUAUAUAAAAGCCAGCGCUACUUCUUUUCUAUAUUAAUUCUGACCUUCAAAUGAGAGCAGUUUAAUAGCCUAAAACAUGGUAUAUGACGUCAAGAUCCAAUUUUCACUUUAAAACGACUUUGAUCUUGAGGCCUUAGCAAAUAUUCUCCAUAUAACCACGGGAUUUAUCUAAUUAAAUGGUAAUUGAAGCUACUGAGGAUAUCGCUGAAUGAAUGCAUGUGUUUUCAACUAAUACGCAACUUAACCAACACACAGGUACCGUACUGGUCGUAUCAGAUAUAUUCCUUUAACCAUAUAAUCACCCUCUAGCAUAUUUUUUCUCCCGUGAUUGGACAAAACAUUACGUAAAAACACCGUAACUCGUCAAAAGUUAAACGUUAACUGAUUUUUUUGUUCGAGGCAGAGACACUGCUAAUGUUUCCCGGGGAAGCAAAAGGGAUAAAAUUACACAAUUUAUCCACAAAAGCUAUUUUGAAAAAUCAAUAAAUGUGUAGGUCAUUUUAAAGAUACCGCGGCAAGGCUAUUCUUCGAAAAUAUUUUAGUAACGAGGGGUUCUCUUUCCGUCUAGAAAAUAUUAAUCAUAGGCUUCCGUCAUCAUAUGGGAUUAUUUCCAUGCCAACCUUUAAAAUGCCUCGAAGCCGUCAUCUGCAGAGGAACAAAAGUUCGAAAUCUAUCCACGUUCAAUAGGUGACAUAUUUCAGUAAACAAUAAUCAACAUUCUGAAGUGCAUUUACGAUUUGAAAGAAUUACUCGGAUGAGACUAGGAUCUUGAUUAUUAUGCCUCAUGACUUAAAGAUAUUUCAAUCACGCCAGAGUGGUGUCUUCUGGAUGGAGUUUACAGGCUGCCUAAAAAAUCAGCCUUGCUAAAAAAGAUUAUUUGUUAAGAAAUGAUUUUACCCCCGAUUUUUGAUUUUCUUUUAAAUUCAAAUAUAUUUUUAGCUAAAAUGUAUGAAAGUAUUUCUUUUUAUUCUGUUUCGGUAGGGAAAUCCGUCUGCUUAUUGUUUGAAAAAAUAGCUUUUGCUUUUAAAAAUGUUUCCAAUUAAGAAUAUUCAUGGCCGUAAAACGCAGCUUCCAAUAACAUGGCGGCUUUUUGUUUAUUUAUGAUCCCCGUAAAACAUGCAAUAUGCCCUUUAUCUGUUGCAAUAUUUUACUAGCGAUAAAUAGCACCUUUUUAAUUACAUGAAAGAAUACAUAGUUUUCCUAGCAAGAAAUGCAUGCGGCUUGCCUUCUGAAGCCCCAAAGAACAGGUGUGAUGAAAGGUUGGGUCAAAAAUUAUUCGGGAAGUUAGGAGCUAUUUUUACGAGCCUACGUACACGUUUCCUUUGAGUAUGGGACUUGAAGAAAACAUAUGCUACUACCCAAACAUGAAAAAGAAAGAUAUUUUUAACGCGCUAUCUAUAAUUUAUGCUGAGAAUUUUGAGGACAACGAAAUCGAUUUAAGAAUUCUUAUAACGUAAGUGGUCCUUUUUAUAAAGUGUGACUUUUGCAAACGGUCGGAAAGAAGGGCACUCAGGCGUGAAUGAAAUGUCUUGGGAUUGGGCGGCAUGAUAGUAAAUAUUACAAACUCACUAACGUAAGCGCUUUUUAGGCAAAAACGCGUUCCAAAAUUUGCAUGUCAAAUGAUGCAAAAUGUGCAGUACAAUUUCGAAAAGCUCCCCUAUGCAGCAAGCAGCUGACUGGCUGUCAUACUACAUAUUGCAUUAAUCCUAAAAGGACACCUGUCCCGAUGUUAAGCUAAAGGAAGUUUUUUAAUUUGCUUUUGUCUACGCAGUUUCAUUUACUUGGUCGUUUGCAUUAAUAUAAAUUAUGCAGUUUUAUCAAAUCUACAUAAGUUUUUGUUAGCAUCGGCAAGUUCCACUUUUUUAGAAUACCGUCAUUUUCAGCCAACACAAUGCCACUUUCAGCAAUUCUUUUGCGUUUUUCUUUUCCACUGCGUUAUUUGAUUUAUAUAUUUCGAUCGGCUGCUGUGAUAUAAGGAGUUGUUUGAUGAAUAUUAAACGUUUUAGCAGGUUUUGAAUAAGAUAAAACUGACAAUUGUUGCGUAAUUCAGGUCGCCUAAUAUAUUUGUCCACGCAAAAAACCAGCCGCGGCAUAGAGUUUAUUAGCCAGCACUUUACUGACACUUAAUUUAACAGGAACCUAAACUUAAUUAGCUGUCUACUUUAAUUAAGCCACUUAUGAAGACACGCGCAAGUUAUGUGGCCAAUGAUAACACAACCGUUUGGGUUACCAUUUUCGGUUCGUUACGCCAUAAGUUGCCCGCGUUAUUAAUUUUAAUGUUAAUUCGCAGCAUAGUCUGUCACACAGUCAGAAUUUUCUGAUAUCUGCAGUAGACAUGGAAAAACGGGAAGCGUUUAAACUUUCAUCCGACUAGCGGUGCGCGGACGGUUAAUACUAUCGCGUAUGGGACACCAUUGCAAAAUAUUUUCACCAUAUUUUGGCAGUUUGGAAAGUGGUAGAGAAGAAACCCGUCGCUUGGCUGACUCCUCAAAAUACAGAAAAUGAGGGAAAAACAUUACUUUAAAAAUACCAGGCGUCAACGUGAUUUUAGAAAAAGAUUUAAAUGCCGCCGUCGGAAAUGCAACAGACUUUCGGGCUAGAUCGCAGUUGGUAGCCAGGCCCCGUAUUACAGGUGGCUGGGGGGUUUGUUUACUGAGGCUAUUUUGUGGGGUUCCAUAAUCACAUCUCACCCAUUUGGCCUCCGUUUUACGUCUGAGGUUAGGAUUAGGGUAUCGGUUGAUGGUGUCCAAUUUUCGGGUUAGGGUAAUGCCUUUAGGCCUUGGUUUUCUGGUUACGGUUAGGGUUUGAGCGUACGAUUAGGUUUCAGUAUUAUGGUUAGGUUUUUCUGUUACUGUUAAGUCUAAGGGUUUGCGAUUUUGGUUAGGGUUAGAGUUGCCGUUAAGGUUGACGUUUAAGGUUGAGGUUGGGGUUAGGGUUAAAGUUAGGAUUAGGCUUAAGGUCGCCGUCUGCUUCUUCCAUUCGUGGCUACCAAUUGCGAUCUAGCCGGAUUUUGGUUUUAAACGAAUAGAAAGCGCAUCGGUUUCGGGAAAACGGAGGCUCAUCUUCAAACUUCGAGAUCAUACUGAAACAUCUUUGGACCUGAAGUCAAUUUAUGUCAUAACUCAUAAAUUGCAAUUGCUUGAGUGUGUACCAGGAAACAAAAUACAAAAGCCAGGCUCCAACACCCCGCAGCUGCUUUUGACUAACGGGCGUGAAAAAUUUGGCCAUAUUUCUCUUCUAAAUGAUUUCACCCCACUUGACGAGUUCUCGCAAACCAAGUUGAAACAUCUGUGUCUGUGUUUUGUCUGUGCAAAUUAUCCGGUUGCUUAAAACCUAUGACUAAAAGUCCUCUAGGAUAUUAAAGAACUCAUUCGAGCCAAGGUGCUGUUAAUGUCUGCAUGUGCUGUUCAAAAAACGAAACAGAGAUUAUUGAGACAGUGAGCUAUGUUUAGUUCUGAGUGAUCUGUCCGCGUAUGAUUUAAUGUGUCUCUUUCCUUCAUGUUCUCGCUUUCUGUUCAGAUUGAGCAUUCCGAAAAAUGUGCAUAGUACAAUGAAUUUAGUAAGUAGUCAAAGCAACAAGUCUCAGAACAAAGCAAGGAGAACCCAGGGGAUUACCGAUCACGUAUAUUUUCCGUCUGACGUUACAGAUUGUUAGCUCUGCGACUCACUGUGGAACAACGGGUAACACAACUGUCAGUGGAUACGUAUUGUUGGCUGCAGGACACUCUAACCAUAAGCUUGUAAUUUUCCCGUCAUUUCCUGGCCGCAUCGAUGCCACAGAUAGAUGCUUUCUGUCUCGGUGUGAUGAGCGCAUGUGUGCCGAAUGGGAGAUCCGGUUUGUGCAGACAAAUGGAUUCUCCUGCUCUUCAUCGCCACAGCGGAUGGCUUCUUGUUGGCUAUUAGUGGACGUGGCGGGUUGGCCACUUUUAGUUCUUUUCAUCAAAUACGUCUAGUUUAGGCAGUGACACAUGGCUUGGAAGGCUGGAUGACGGUCAGUAUGUCGAUGGAAAGGUUUUGUAUUCGAGACGCGGGCAUCGGGUGCGAGCCGAUCGCCCCGCGCAGUGCCCUGAUCGAUGGACCUUGUAGCGUCCUUGUCACGUGCGUCCAGUUUCAGCAGGCUUCUAAGAGUUCAGACCUACGCAUCGCGUCACUAAAUAUAUUCCAGCAGGCGAUUCGGAAACGUUUGCCUUGUUUACUCCAACUAACUACAAUCACUGUUUAUGCGACAGUUCCAUAGGUCAUAGACAUUUUCGCCCAUAAGGCAAAAGGUCUUUUAUUAUGUCGCCCGCCAACGCAGUGUGGCUCAUGAUCCCUGAUUUACCAUUAGUCCAAGAAGUCUAAGCGUUCAGGAGUUCGUAUCGGUGACCCCUUUUUACGUAUGGCACUGCUUUCAAGAUUCUUCCACUGACAGCUCUCCGGUAACCGUCAUGCGUAAUAAGGCCACUGGGUCAGUCCACUUUUUGAAAAUAUAUACUACAGAAAAAGAACUCUUCCGGAGUAUGUCCAGUAGUUUUCUAACGCUGCCCUCGGUUUUCUCAGUUCGAAAUGUUUCCUAGGCAUCCAUUUGCGUACUCAGAUAGCAAGCUAAAUCUCGCUUGUGCAGGGUACCUUGCUGUAAUUCCUCCGUGAACGUCAGAGCCGCUAAUCACAGAUCUGCGAGUUCAGAAUUGAAACGCCACUAGGAAAUCAUUUCGAAAAAACGACUCUUAUGAGAUCAUCUCUAAAACAUCCCUAGCACGUUGGAUGUGAUAUUGGCGCAAGUAAUUUUUUAAACAUACUUUGGUUUAGCCAACAUUUACGGUGAGUGCAUUUAGCUUUUUCCGCAGAUCUAGAACAGGGGAAGGUUUCAGGCCUUUUUUCCAGCCCGUAACUAAUGGAUACAUUUUAAAUCCUGUGUGGCUUCAAGAGAUACCGCGCAGUGCGUUUAGGGUAUUCAGGAAAAAACCGCGCCUGCACAUCUCAGCUCGUCUGCUUAGGCGCACGAUACCAGAAGACAGGGUAUCCGAACAAAUCAAACUGAAUUUUUAAAGGCAGAAAAACUUCCAUGAAGAAGACCCAGUGGGUUGUGGUUUGACGCACGAGGCGUAAGUGCUAAGCUCUCUACAGAAAACACAUCUUCAGUGAAGAAUAAAUUUGUAAAUCGCAUUUUUGAGAGAAGGCAAAAGGUGAUGUAUGGAUCUCUUCUGUUUCUAACGAAAAUUAAGAUAUUUAAAAGCGGCUUUUCAGCGCUAAUAUGUUCUACUCAACCUAUUUGGAGAUGGUUGAUACUACUUAAUUGCAAGCUUUUUCAAGAUAAUGUGAGUCAAUGGAAAAUCACAUCCUGAAAUUUAAGGCAAAGUUAAUACAACAGAUGACCCAGUCAUGAAAAGUUGGGGAAAAUUCUUAAAGGUGAUUUCCACCAGAAAGAGUCACUUAAACCGGGCUCUAAUAAUGAAUCGCAUGCGGCGUUAACACAACACAAUGCAAUUACGCUAGGGCGCCGACUUUUGGAUGCACAUUGCAAAACACCAUUUGACGAAAAUUUGCUACUUAGGAAGUGUGAAUUUGUUCCAAUGCUUCUCAAAGCCCCUAUCAUUUAAAAACAUUGCACAGAAAACCUGCACAAAGAUGUCAUUUUUGUCCUCAUAUAUCUUAAAAUUUUAAACUUAUAUAAACGGAGUCCCGAAGUUAAAAGUUUAUAAUUUCGAAAUUUGUUCUGACCAUGAAAUAUGUGUUUAAACAGCACUUUAACCAUCAGUUUAUUAAUGUUCCUUAUAAUGCCCGGAACAGUGUUCAUACUUAUUGUAAAGUUUUAUGGCUCUUGUGUAGAACCUUUUUAACAGUACAGAGGAAUGCAUGGUACGAUACUUAGGCACAAAGUAUAUGCCUUGGGUUUUGAAAGUCUAAGCGUAUGUGAAACGGCGGGUAGGGUUCAAAAUUAGUCGGAAAUUAAGAAACCUUUGGAAGCAGAAUGUUACCUUUCUUUCAAGUUAAAAAGUAUAUAUAUAUUUGUGGAAGAAGGUAAAGAGAUCUCAAUACCUGGGGUCGGCAUUUUCGCCUAUAUCCAUAUAUAUUUGUGCAUCGAAAAUCAAAAUGAAAAUUCCCAACAAGUCAUUAUGUAACGACUGUGGUUUUUGUAAGUUUUCGGAAAGAUGAAUAUUCAAAAAACUGGCUUCCCGGUUUGACUAAAAUGUCUUCUGUUUUUGCGGCAUGUCAAUCAAUAUUACAAGCCCGCCUAUGUUGUUUUUCUUAAGUUAGGUAAUUCUUCAAAUUUUUAGUUCAAAAAUCAUAAAAUACGUCACCUAACGUGCCUUCCUAAUGUAGGCAACUUUUUGGAGAGCCAAAUCUUUCGUCUUGGCGUGCCAACAAUAGCCGAGAAGAUAAGGUUCUUAAAAUGCGUUCAUAAAUACAUAGGUUAUGCUUGAGUUUAAGUCUGAAAAUCAGUCUUCCUCACAUAGAAAUUAGCUCCGCGCCACUUUUGAAAGUCAACCGCAUUUUUUGGUUGAAGUAACACUACCAAGGCUCUUUCCUGUAUUUCAGUAACAUUUGUUUUUUAUUAUUGUCCCAUGUCUGUUGAAUGUGUGUUGGCAUUUAAUUCGCACCCCUCAGAAACUGAGAUCGCACCAAUUAUCCAUAAACAGACACAUUUUAUAACGUUAAUGUUUUAACUCUUGGAACAAUUCGUUUAUCUGUCUGGUUUCGAAAACUUUGUUAAUCUGAAGAAACUCUGUAGCUGUUUGAUGUUUCCAUUUUCGAAUUUUUUAUAUAGUUCGCUUCCUUGUAACAAAUAGGGAGUUCAAAGGUUCAACACCUAUAUUUCCCUCAAAUAAACUGAAACGUGGCUAUUCACUUAUAAGCAACAGAAGAGCUCGGUGCACAUGACAUGCUUACUAAAGCUGUUGAAGUUGCGUCAGAAUGCUUUCCAGAGCUUGAGCUCGAUCGAAUAUGGUAGAGGGGGCCCACCGAUCGUGUUGUGGAACUCACUCGUCCUGUUGAACCUUAGAGCUCUCUCUCGAGCUCAACCAACAACCCACAGCGGCGCAUAAUAUAGGCAGAAUAGCAUUACCAAAUCCUGGUUCUCGAUCCCGCGACCUGUUAGUUAGCGCUCUAACGCCUCUAACCACUGAGCCAAGGCCUCGUUGUCCUGAUCGCAUAUUCCUACAACAUUUGCGUACAUUGUGCGUGCGUGCGUUUUUACUGAAGCACAUAGCACACUUCUGGCAACAUCUGAAGACAUAGACUUGCGCCAAAAGUAGCUGCAGUUUCUCCUGUGCAGAAUUUGUGGGCUAAAGUCAUUUCGUGCACUUGCAGGCACCUUCUGGGACUGUAAAUCCUGGAUUGGACGGAAGCGAAGCGCGUCUUUUGGCUUGCCUCCCCUGGCAGUGGAACGGGGGACAGCCGGAGACGCCCUCUCCCGCCCGGUCGCGGGCGAAUCGACCCGUCGUCUGA
This is a messenger RNA of Spirometra erinaceieuropaei, 21609 nucleotides long. The record is from the annotation of a GenBank genome assembly. NCBI's taxonomy places the organism in Eukaryota, Metazoa, Platyhelminthes, Cestoda, Diphyllobothriidea, Diphyllobothriidae.